Molecule: messenger RNA, 1295 nt
Organism: Harpegnathos saltator (Jerdon's jumping ant)
Lineage: Eukaryota; Metazoa; Arthropoda; Insecta; Hymenoptera; Formicidae
Product: methylenetetrahydrofolate reductase
Exons: 5
Coding region: 142-1116 (324 amino acids)
Biological process (GO): tetrahydrofolate interconversion
Cellular component (GO): cytosol
Molecular function (GO): methylenetetrahydrofolate reductase [NAD(P)H] activity; FAD binding
Source: RefSeq, a predicted model, not a curated record
UGUAGGUAUUACACUAUGACAUAUGUGAACAUAUUUAUUCGCGUUGUACUACGCUGUUAUAUAAUAUGAUAGCGACUGGGUAGUAUAAGUCGAAGAAGAGGAGCAUCAACACUUCCAUUCGCGAUUGUACGCUGAUUUGUAAUGAGGAACUUCAGUUUUACAAAGGAGAACGAUACGGGUGAAAAUGACGUUGUGGACGAUUCUCCGAUGUGUUGUUCCCAUACCGAAAAUCGUCAUUGCGAGAUCAUGGAUUUGCGACGAUCGUUGAGAGAUAAGAUUAGUAAACAUGAAAUAUUCUAUAGCUUCGAAGUUGUUUCUAGGAGAGAAUCCGAUACAUUUUAUCAAAGGCUUCUUGCGGAAAUGGAUAAGUACUCACCUCUCUUUUACGCAUUAACGUGGCACAACGAUGAAGUUUCCAAUGAUAAAACUUAUCGGCCUUUGGAGAUAUUAAAAAAUUUUCCAAGUAAUACGCUUUUGCAUCUAGCAGCUAAUGCUUUGAGACGCGACGAAAUCGUCGAUAUUCUAAAGACAGCUCUUUCGCAUGGAAUAAUCAACAUAUUUGCGCUACAAGGAGAUUCCUCAUCCGAGAACGGUGACUUUAUGCAUUCGAGUGACUUGGUUACUUUUAUCAGAGAGCAAUUCGGCGACACGUUCUGCGUGUGUGUUGCGGGCUAUCCACAGAUGCAUCCAGAAUCAGCCUCCAAGCAGCUCGAUCUGCAUUACUUGAAAGCGAAAGUAGAUGCAGGCGCGGAUUUCAUCAUAACGCAAAUAAUUCUUGAACCUCAAGUUUUUAUAGAUUUUGUAAAAGAUUGCCGAAAGAUCGGCAUUCAGAUUCCAAUUAUUCCUGGAAUCUUUGUACCGACGGAUUACGAGAGUUUAGAAAUAAUGACGCGCGUCUGUAAGCUCGAUGUUCCGGGAAAAAUUAAGGAUAAUCUAGCACGAAUGAGAAACGAGAAAAAAUUGAUGAAAAAAUUCAUACUUGAAUCGAUAAUACAAAUAAUUACAGACGUGAUUGCAAGUGGAACAACUUAUGGUUUUCAUUUGUUUACAUUAAACAGAUUGUCGUUAUUGGCGGGAAUAUGCGAGCACAUAAACUCUUACAAACGAGCAAUCUAAUUGUUUUAUAUUAGAUUCGUUUAAAAAAUGGUGUCAACGGAUCCGCCGUCGAAAGGCUUGUUGACGCUUUAUUUAUAGCUUUAUUCACGAAUUGCAUAUAAAGCAAGCAAAAUAGAGUGAAUGAGUGUUCGCUCGAAUGAGUGUUGUAUACAAACUAAAAUAAAGUCUUUAACAACGCA